ACAAUUUGUUUGCCUAUGAAAACAGCUGGAAUCAGAUUUAACACACAAACUCUUCUCCGUUUUGCUAAUGGAUUUUCCCGGGCGGGCAUUGGCAUAUGCUGCCUUGUCCUCUCCACAGAAGCCGUUGGCCGGAAAUGGCGUGGCCAAGUAGGCCAAUAUGGGUUUUUCUUCUUUGCAGCAGAGUCCCCAAGGUGGCUUCUUCGCAGAGGUCGAAGUGAGGAAGCUCUUGAAGUGUUGAAAAGAUAUGCAAGAAUCAAUGGGAAGGAAUUGCCUCUAAAUAUCUCUCUCCUAGAACCAUCUGGCAAUGAGAAAAACUUGGCUGCAGGUGAAGGAGAAAAUAACACCUCCACCAUUGAGAAACUGUGGAAUACUAGAUGGGCUGCCAAGAGGAUGUCCAUGGUCAUGCUCACAGGUUUUGGGAUUGGUUUCGUGUAUUAUGGGGUUCAACUCAAUGUUGAGAACCUCAACUUCAACCUCUAUUUCGCCGUUGCCAUAAAUGCAAUGAUGGAGAUUCCAGCCGUUUUCAUAGGCAGCGUGCUGUUGAUGAAAUUUUAUUAAACCACCUGGAAUGCAUAUGAUAUAUCUUCCAUAUUCUGAUGAUAUCAGACCUGUUGAAGAGCUUCACACUGAUACAAAUCCCAUGGCACCUCGAGCAACUGAAGACCAAAUAAAGAGCGCCUCUUUGUUAGUGAAGCGUGUUGAUCUAAAAAACUUUUCAGUUUGCCAAUUUGCGAAGCCUGG
This is a messenger RNA of Sesamum indicum (sesame), 741 nucleotides long. The record is from RefSeq and is a predicted model, not a curated record. NCBI's taxonomy places the organism in Eukaryota, Viridiplantae, Streptophyta, Magnoliopsida, Lamiales, Pedaliaceae.